AUGCCUCCCGCCAGCAGCAGCAGCACACCCACCAUGCCCCUCUCACCGCUCCGUCCACGCGCAGCCUCGCGCCCAGCUCCCCCCGCCCGCAUCAAGUCGACGCGCGCCCAGACCGUCUCGCUCCAGGAGGAGAACCUCCCCGAGGCAGACGAGUGGGAACCCGCGAGCGGUGAACCCGACUUGACGCUCGACGAGAUCCGCGAGGCGAUCGGGGCGAGGGAGGAGGAGCUCAAGGGCAGGGGGAGGGAGCUCAGCGGCAGGACCAUCGUCGUCGUGCACUCGCUUCCCUAUGUCUGCACUCUCCACAAGACGACCUCGCACACGACCGGCCUCGACAAGCACAUCCUCCCUGCCGCAGAUGAGGAGUCUGUCCUCGGUUCGGGCGCCGUGACGCCUCUCGAAAUUCAGCCUGGAGACCCUCUUUUGCGCCCGCGUGCCCUCCACUCCCCGACGAGCCAGUCGCUCCAGUCGCACAAGCACAAGAUGCCCCCCUCUUCCUUCCCUGACCCGGCAAAGAGCCUCCGCCCGUCCUUCCACCCCGCUCUUCCUCCCUCCCGCGCCAACUCACCCGACCCCGACGCCGCCUCGUCGAACGGCAACUCGAACCACGCCGCCUCGGCGGCCGCGGCAGGCGCAGGCAUCUCGCGCGCCCACACCCCGGCUCCUCACGCGAUCCCGCAGCAACAGACGCACCGCUGGGUUUUGCACCCUCGUCGCGGCCACGCCGCCCUCAACUCCGGCCUCCGCUCGCUCAAGGACCGCCCGCUCCUCGUCGUCGGCAGGCCAGACGACUUGAUGAGCGCCGACGGGGACUUGAUGGGACAGAACCAGCUGAGUGAUGACGCGAAGAAGGACUUGGAGAAGGGGCUGAGGAAGAUGGGCGGCGAGGACGACGAGGGGAUUGGCUGCGUGCCGGUCUGGCUGGACGACGGGCUGCACACGCGUUUCUACGAGGGCAUGUGCAAGGAGUACCUCUGGCCCAUCUUCCACUACCUCUCGCUCCCCGACAACAUUAGCAAGAAGACGGAGCAGGCGGCGUGGGACGCCUACUACGAGACCAACCUCGUCUACGCCCGCAAGGUCGCGAGCGUCUACAAGCCUGGCGACUUGAUCUGGAUCCACGACUACCACCUCCUCCUCGUCCCGCAAAUGCUUCGCGACCUCCUCCCGAACCAGUCGCCGACCAUCUCGCUCUUCCUUCACUGCCCCUUCCCCUCGUCCGAGUUCUUCCGCUGCCUCCCUCGCCGCGAGCAGCUCCUCGACGGCAUGCUCGGCUGCAACCUCGUCUGCUUCCAGACGCACUCGUACGCGCGCCACUUCCUCUCGUCGUGCGUCCGUGUCAACGGUUACGAGGCGCGCGCGGGCGGAGUCGACGUCCACGGCCGUGUCGUCCACCUCGCACACUGCCCGAUCGGCAUCGACGUCGACAACGUCGAGCAGGACCGCAACUCGCCUGGCGUUCGCCCGAAGAUCGAGGCGCUCAGGAGGCUGUACGCCGGCAAGAAGAUCAUCGUCGGCCGCGACAAGCUCGACCCGACCAAGGGCGUCCUUCCCAAGCUUCGCGCGUUUGAGCGCUUCCUACACGACUACCCCGAGUGGGCCAACAAGGUCGUCCUGAUGCAGGUCACCUCGCCUUCGCCCGGCGACUCUCCCGCUCUCGCGACGAAGGUCUCCGAGCUGGUCGACCAGAUUAACGGCACCUACGGAUCUCUCGAGUUCCAGCCCGUUCACCACUACCACCAGACGAUCGAGCGCGACGAGUACUUCGCGUUGCUCUCGGUUGCCGACCUGGCGCUUGUCACCUCCCGCCGUGACGGCAUGAACACGACCUCGAUGGAGUACAUCAUCUGCCAGGCCGAGGCGAAGGGCUCGCUCGUCGUCUCCGAGUUCACGGGUGUCUCGUCGCUCCUCAGCAAGGCGAUCAAGGUCAACCCGUGGGACCUCGGCGGUGUUGCGCGCGCGAUCGACUCGUGCUUCAAGAUGCCCCUCGACGAGCGCGCAGCGCGCCACAACGUCCUCCACCGCGCCGUGACGAGCCAGACUGCCUCGGUCUGGGCGCACAUGAACAUCCUCAAGCUGCUCGAAUCGCUCCAGGGCGAACAGGCGACGCAGAACACGCCUUUCCUCGACGAGAACGCCCUCGUAGCCAAGUACGAGGGCGCGAAUCGCCGCCUGCUCAUGUUCGACUACGACGGCACCCUCACGCCCAUCGUCAAGGACCCGAGCGCCGCAACGCCAUCACCCCAGCUCCUCCACUCGCUCGAGACGCUCGCGGCCGAUCCGAAGAACAUCGUCUACAUCAUCUCGGGACGAGACGGUGCCUUCCUCGAAGAGCACCUCGGGCACAUCCCGAACCUUGGCAUGAGCGCCGAGCAUGGCUGCUUCCUCCGUGCGCCCGGCAGCGGCAAGUGGGUCAGCUUGACCGACGACCUCGACAUGGACUGGAAGGCGGACGUCUUGCGCAUCUUCCGCUACUACGAGGCUCGCACGCAAGGCGCGUUCGUCGAGAAGAAGGUGUCGAGCGUCACGUUCCACUACCGGAACGCCGACCCCGUCUUUGGCCUCUUCCAGGCCAAGGAGUGCCAGGCUAUGCUCGAGAGCAUGCAGGAGAGUCUGCCGAUCGACGUUCUCGUCGGCAAGAAGAACGUCGAGGUCCGCCCCGCGCACACCAACAAGGGCGAGAUCGUCCGCCGCCUGCUGUACCAGCACCCGGACGCCGAGUUCUGCAUGUGUGCUGGCGACGACAAGACGGACGAGGACAUGUUCCACUCGAUGGCGCGCAUCUUCUCCAACAGCACGCCCGCGCUCGGCGGAUCCGGCAAGACGCUCAUCACGCCGCCCGAGUCGUUUGCGCUGUUCCCCUCCUUGGCGCAGGCCGCAAGGGCGAGCGCGCCGGAGGGUGCUCUGCCGGAGGACCUGAGCCAGCCGGUCGAGAGCAAGCUCGACCCGAGCGCGACGUUCAUGAUCGCCAUCGAGGCCAAGGAGACGGCUGGCGCCAAGAUGACGAUGGCCAACGCCGUCCUCGAAAGUCCCGCCGCCAUGAUCUCCCUUCUUGAGCGUCUCUCAGAUAUCUCUACCUCGAAGCAAUAG
Molecule: messenger RNA, 3090 nt
Organism: Rhodotorula toruloides NP11
Lineage: Eukaryota; Fungi; Basidiomycota; Microbotryomycetes; Sporidiobolales; Sporidiobolaceae
Product: trehalose 6-P phosphatase, glycosyltransferase family 20 protein
Exons: 9
Coding region: 1-3090 (1029 amino acids)
Biological process (GO): trehalose biosynthetic process
Cellular component (GO): cytosol; alpha,alpha-trehalose-phosphate synthase complex (UDP-forming)
Molecular function (GO): catalytic activity
Source: RefSeq, a predicted model, not a curated record